AUGGCCGGACUGAUCGCGUCCGCGCUGGACUCAGUUCGUGGCUACGCUGGCUCGCUGGCAUGGGGGCCACUGGUCAACAUCUCAAAGUCUACCAUACUGAGCUUGCUCGGCAACAUCCAGUGCGGCCAGCUCACGGUUAUCGAGCAGGAUGGGACCACCACAGUCUGCGGGAAUGCUGCCGGCGGCACUAGAGACGACCCGAUCACGACUCUCGAAGUCAAGCGCGAUGCAUUCUGGUUGCGACUGGCUCUCUUUGCCGACAUGGGUUUCGCCGAGAGCUACAUGCUGGGCGAGGUGAAGUGUCCAGAUCUUACAGCAUUUUUCCGAAUCUUCAUCCUGAACCGCACGUACCUUGCCAAUGGCUCGACAUUCACCUCGACUCUUUCCACUGCCAUUAGUGGUCUCCUGCGAAAAGCUAACACCCUGCCGAACGCCCUUCUCAACAUCAGCGCACACUACGACAUCAGCAACGACAUGUUCUCCGCCUUCCUCUCCCCCGAUCUGACUUACUCGUGUCCGAUCUGGGCGCCCCUCUCCUCUCGAAAGCCGAACUCUGCCGAAGAGUCCCUCGAGUCCGCACAAUACCGCAAACUCGACCGCUUCAUCGACAAUGCCCGCAUAAAACCGACCGACCACGUCCUUGAGAUCGGCACUGGAUGGGGCAGCUUCGCGAUUCGUGCAGUCCAACGCACCGGCUGCCGCAUCACGUCCUUGACCCUUAGUGCCGAACAGAAAACGCUCGCGGAUCGCCGCAUCGCAGAUGCUGGCCUGACAGAAAACAUAGAGGUUCUGCUUUGCGACUAUCGUGCCCUGCCUAUGCCGACUACAGGCCCCUAUGACAAGGUUGUUAGUAUCGAAAUGCUCGAGGCUGUCGGACGCGAGUUCCUGAUCACAUACUUCGAGUGCAUCCAUAAGCUACUCAGGUCGGACGGCGGUAUCGCGGUAUUCCAAUGCAUUACCAUGCCAGAGUCUCGAUACGAGGCGUACGCCCGCAGCGAGGACUUCAUUAGGAAGUACAUCUUUCCCGGCGGCCAUCUGCCGACAGUGACGCAGUUGGUGGACUCGAUACAUGCUGGAGGUAAAGGACUGCUUGUGGUGGACAACAUUGAGAAUAUUGGGACACACUACGCGAAGACGCUGCGGAUAUGGAAGGAGAACUUCUUGAACAACUUCGAGCAAAGGAUACGGCCAAGUCUGAUAGCGGAGCAUGAAGGCAUGACAGAAGCGGAUGCGCAGCUGUUCAAAAGGAAGUGGGAGUACUACUUCACUUACUGUGAAGCCGGGUUCAAUACUCGAACGUUAGGCGACGUGAUCAUCACCGUCUCGCGAGAAGGGGCCAUGGAGCUGGCGGAGGAUAUACCCUUGUGA
This is a messenger RNA of Cyphellophora attinorum, 1368 nucleotides long. Its product is annotated as Tuberculostearic acid methyltransferase UfaA1. Gene Ontology annotation, biological process: lipid biosynthetic process. The record is from RefSeq and is a predicted model, not a curated record. The transcript is spliced from 3 exons. The coding region runs from base 1 to 1368 and encodes 455 amino acids. NCBI's taxonomy places the organism in Eukaryota, Fungi, Ascomycota, Eurotiomycetes, Chaetothyriales, Cyphellophoraceae.